AUGGCUACAUGUGUUGGCGGCAAUCUGAAUGUCAAAAAACAAACAUUAGUCGAACACGCUGGACCCAAGCCGUUGGACGUCAAACCCGUUGGACGUCAAACCCGUUGGACGUCGAAGCCGUUGGAUGAGCGCAUUAACCCGUUGGAAGUCGAACACGCUCGACCCAAACCCGUUGGACGUCAAACCCGUCCCAGGAGCCCAUUAACCCGUUGGGAGUUGAACACGCUGGACCCAACCCGUUGGACGUCAAACCCGUCCAAGGAGCGCAUUAACCCGUUGGGAGUUGAACACGCUGGACCCAACCCGUUGGAUGUCGAACCCGUCCAACCCGUUGGACGUCGAACCCGUUGGAUGAGGAAGUCGAACACGCUGGACCCAACCCGUUGGACGUCAAACCCGUUGGACGUCAAACCCGUCCAGGAGCGCAUUAACCCGUUGGGAGUUGAACACGCUGGACCCAAACCCGUUGGACGUCGAACCCGUUGGAUGAGGAAGUCGAACACGCUGGACCCAACCCGUUGGACGUCGAAACCGUUGGAUGAGGAAGUCGAACACGCUGGACCCAACCCGUUGGAAGUCAAACCCGUUGGACGUCAAACCCGUUGGACGUCAAACCCGUCCAAGGAGCCCAUUAACCCGUUGGGAGUUGAACACGCUGGACCCAACCCGUUGGAUGUCGAACCCGUCCAACCCGUUGGACGUCGAACCCGUGGGGGUGGAAUGGACGUCCAUUCCAUUCAGGGCCGUAGUGGAUAUGAAAUACAACAUAUCCAAAUCAAAAGCGAUAAUUCCGCCGGGAAGGGGUUACAUUGUGGUGUCAAAGUCAAUGAGUUGAGUCGAACACGCUGGACCCUAAGCCGUUGGACGUCAAACCCGUCCAACCAGGAGUCAGAGAUGGAGAGCCAGCAGGGUGAAACCCACAUCAGAUUCAACAGCACAUGCAGUCCCAGAAUGGCCAGAAGUGUGAGCAAGAGCACAGACAACAACAUAAAUGAAAGCAUCACCAAGAAUGAGGCUUCAACUAUCGCCUCGUCCGUAGGUUUGUGCAAAAUUAGCGUGGUUUCAUUAGUGUAUAUUAUACGAGAUCUCAUUGAAUAA
This is a messenger RNA of Histoplasma mississippiense, 1098 nucleotides long. RefSeq lists its product with no specific name. NCBI's taxonomy places the organism in Eukaryota, Fungi, Ascomycota, Eurotiomycetes, Onygenales, Ajellomycetaceae. Bases 1 to 1098 code for a protein of 365 amino acids. The record is from RefSeq and is a predicted model, not a curated record. The transcript has 5 exons.